Messenger RNA from Thunnus maccoyii (southern bluefin tuna), 1565 nucleotides. It is a transcript of the gene gpha2, whose product is annotated as glycoprotein hormone subunit alpha 2. The transcript has 4 exons. Gene Ontology annotation, molecular function: hormone receptor binding; hormone activity. Lineage: Eukaryota; Metazoa; Chordata; Actinopteri; Scombriformes; Scombridae. Gene Ontology annotation, biological process: cell surface receptor signaling pathway. Gene Ontology annotation, cellular component: extracellular region. The coding region runs from base 203 to 613 and encodes 136 amino acids. The record is from RefSeq and is a predicted model, not a curated record.
UCAGCUCUCUAAUUGUGGGUGUGUCCACAGCUACUGUAUAAGUGCCUUCGCUCUUACCUGUGUUACUUAUAUCCCAGCACGAGGCUCAGAACAGACACACUCAUACACACCUGUCAGUCGACACACCUGCUCUACACUCAUCCAGGCUCGACAAGCUGCGCUCUCCACUCUACGACUCCAGAUCCUCCAGACUGCCAUCCAGAUGUCGCUGUGCAUGACCUCACAUCUCUGCCUGCUGGUCCUACCAGUGAUGUCACUGAUGCUGCUCUUCUCUCCAAUUGGUUGGAGCUACGAGAACCUCACCCCUGGGUGUCACCUAUAUCCCUUCAACGUGACCAUCCGCAGUGACCGCCGUGGCACGUGUAAAGGCACCCACCUGGUCCACGCCUGCGUCGGCUAUUGCGAGUCUAGCGCCUUCCCGUCCAGAUACUCUGUACUGGUGGCCUCCAACUUUACCCACAACAUCACCUCCGCUUCACGAUGCUGCACCAUCAGCAAGGACGCCAAGGUCAAAGUUCGCCUGGACUGCCCUCAAGGUCGUCACCAUGACGAAAUAGAGAUCCUGACAGCGAGGGCGUGUCGUUGCGACAUGUGCCGCAAGUCCCGCUACUGAUACACCAAGACAGUAUGCUGCAUAUCAAAUGAACAACAAGAUAACAACCAAAUUACAGUUUAGUCAGUCCAGCGGUACAAACUUUGGUAAAUAACUGAAAUAUGAGAGGGCAGGUUUUAUUUUCAAUGACGCAUCAGUAACUAUCUUUUUUCUAUCUACAGUUUGUUGAUUUGCUCUGAAUGUUGAAGAAAAUACACUUUAACUUAUUUAAGUAAAACAUGAAUUGGCCUUCCACCAUGUUACUGUGAAAAUCAGGCUUUCCUUCAUCAGUUUUCUGAGAACAAAAGGAAAAAUUUCAGUUGAAAUCAAUUCGAGCAGUAAAAACUGCACUGAUCAGUCACUCGGUUCUGUAAUAUUGAAAUGGCCAUUUUGGACUUUUGUAUACGUGUUAAGAUGCACUGUUUGUAUGUGUGAGUGUGUCUGUGUGUUUGUGCAAGGGAGGCUUUUUAGGAAAUUUGACUGGGACACAUUUGUGUUUCUGUCACACUCACCACACAUAAACUGAACCUUUUUUUAUAUAUUUUUGCUUUUAGGUUUGGCAAACACUUGACUUAUUACGCAGCUAGAAAUGAAAUUAGCCAUGUUUCCCUUCAUACUGAGUAAGUUUUAAAAAAGUGUAAGAGACUCCAGCAUUGUAAUCAAUCAAACUGAUUUCACCUCUCUUUCAUAUUUUGAAAUACAGUACAUUACACUGACAGUUAAGACAAGGGUGUUGGUUUACAGGUCGUCACUUAAUUCACUUAUAUUAAACAAAAAAAGUCAAACAAUUGUCAACUUAACAACAACAAUAACCACUAAACACAGACAAGAGACUAAAGAAUGUACAAAAUUUAUUUAUAUUUAUGAAUUUGAACUUAAGGACAUUUUGUAAAUAAUAUCUAUUGAUGAAACCAAAGAAUGUUUGAGAUGUCAAUGAAAUGAAAACAGAGAGACUGCACUGUAUAAUUUGUGA